AUGGCAUUAGGUUGGGAGCUAGUUAUCCCACUGCCUGCCAGUCUCAGCUUUAUAAUUCUCGUUUUGUUAGUUAGUGGAAUUUUGGAGGUGUUUUCUUGGUGUCGGAGCCAGAAGCAGGUGGCACCCAAGACAAAGGCUUCGAAGCAACAGACCCAGAAGCUCACAGCUUCAGAGGCAGAAGAAGCCAGGCUACGUUUUAUCGGAAAUGACGAAGUGAUGGGUAUUUCAGGAUUGAAUAUUGACUGGACCCAGGAAUACGCACUGUGGACAGUAUACAAGCGUCUUGGACGGAUCUUACGACAAUUGGAAAAUGCAAGGGAGACACUUGUGGAGCAAAGUCUACAUGAGUCCCAAACUGUGUCUUCUUCCUCUGUCUCUGACUUUGUGGCUCAGAAGGUUGUCUCACCUGGCUACUGCUGUAAAAAGGGAAAGCGUUAUAGUGAGUACAGCACGUCCUCUGGAUCCUCCAACAUCAGCUCGAGCCUGUCUUCUUUCCCUGUCCUUUAUGAAGGAACAACUUUGCAAUUCCACAGCAAUAGUGGACCUGUUUCCCCUCCAAAGGCACCCUCUGUGUCCGGGAACCAAGGCACACCCCAGAGUACUUUUAAGAUGACAGAUCCUGAAAAUUCAGGGUUUUUUCAGGAUUUGUCAGUUCUUCCUCCCUUACAUGGGCCAAAUUCUAUUUUGAAUGAGAGCCCGGGACCGCCAGUACGGUCUCCACUCCAGCUCUCUCCUUCUGUCAGAGGAGACCUGGAAGGGCAUAUAUCUUGGAAGGCUUCUGCUUUGCAGAAAAAACUAGUACCUCUGCCUGUGAAGAAAUCUUUGGAAAUGCUCAAUGAUCUGGCAGAGGUACCAGGGGUCUCUGAACAAGAGAGCCCCAAGACUCAGUUGCCUAUACCCGUUCCUCAGAGAGCUGAGGAAAGUACAUACAGAUCUCCAGGUGUUUCAUCGUUUCAUUUACUGAAAAAGGAUCCAAAGCACCUGUCAGAACAGAGUAUAGAACAGAGGGUCAUAGGUCUUCCAGAAAAGAGGGUACAGCCACAAAAGGCACAAGUACCUAAAGUGGAACUGACACCCAAGAUGCCGUAUUCAGCCAAAGACAGCAUGAAGGUCACGCCUCUGCCACUGCGUCAGGUUGUGGACUUAAUGGGAAUCAGCCCAGAAGCACACUCAGAGGUGAUCAAAUCUGUGAGGUUUUUUCCAAAGCCAUUGACUCCAGGACAGUCUCAUCAGGACAUGGACUCUUCAAAAUUCACCCCAUGGCGCAAAGAAUUGGGCUGUUCAAAGGACCUGGCCACAAAUGAAGACUCCUCCAUCACAUCACCAAGAUGUAUGGAACACAUCCAUUCAGCAGCACCACAGGACUUGCAAGGGGAUAUCAAUAUGGUGGAGUUGACCCCAAGACCAUCACUAGAAGAUACAAAAUCUGUAAAUUUGGCCCCAAAACAAUGUUCACAGAACAUCAGCUCUGAUAAGGUAGCCCACAUUACGGUGCUUGAAGACAUGAAGGCUUCACUCGUAGAAGGUACAAGUUUAAUUCCUGAGGCCCUGGUGGAAACUGUGAAAGUUGGUGAGUUGAUCCCAAGCACACACCUUGAUGCAGUAAAACUUUUAGAAGUGAGCCCCAACUCAAGUCAUCACAUCCCAGAACCAGAAGGGCUGACCCUACAGCAGCAAGCCUCAAAAGUGAGGGUGACCCCUGCUACCUGUCAUCAGAUGGUAGAAUCUUUAGAGUUGACACGGUCGUCAUUAGCAAUGACUCCAGCACCACUGACCCCAAACUCAGAGUCUAUGGAAAUGAGCCUGUCACCACUCCAAGAAGGUCUUGAAACCCAAGCUGUAAAAGGAAGGAAAGAGACUCCAGAGUCACGACACGCAGUCAAAAAUACUCCAGAUUUGCUACCAAAAUCAGAAGUGACAAACAUAAACUCAGAAGGGAUGGCUCCAGAGCCACAGCCCCCAGAUGUGAAGUUGGCGCGUGUGACUCUAGAAUCAGAUUCAGAAGUUACUAACUCAUCAGAAAUAACUCUGAGAUCAGAACACAAAAACCCAGUAAAUAUCAGAUUGAUAUUGCCUAAACUGGAUCACACACAGGGAACCACUGCAGAAACAUAUUCAGAAGUGGGGUCUCUGGGGUUGACUCUAGAACCAGGAGCACGAUGCGAGAGAUCAGAGUCAUUGGCACAAAAUUUGAAAUCUUCAGAAUUAUCAGAAUUAACCUCUGAACCGUCUACCCUAGUUGUAGAACCUACAGAGUUAACUACAGGACCCAAACCUCAUAUUAAAGAUGUGAUCCCAAGGCCACAGCUCCAUAAAGUAGGAUUUAGGCAACUGGAUACAGAAUCACAGUUCUCACAUGAGCAAUCUGUGAGUUUAACACAACUGUCAUCUAGAGGAGUGGUAGAGCCUGAAAAGGCAAAUCCAGAGACAUGGCUACAGGGUUCAUCACUAAAGGAAUUGAUCAAGGGGACACAACCUCCAAAAGUGAAAUCCAUGAAUUUGAAUGUAGGCCUACAACAGCCAAUUGUCAACUCAGGAUUGAUUCCAGGACCACAAUUACAAAGCAUCAGAUUUCAAAAUUCAUAUCAAGGGUUAAACCUUCAAAGGGAAACACCAGUAAAUCUCAUCUCAGACCCCUCGUAUCAUCCUGUGAGACCUGAUGAUGUGACAUCAUUUUCUCCACAGCCUGGAAUCAGGUUAACAGACUUUUUUUCAGAUCCAAAGGCCCUAGAAGCACAACCACACCACGUGACACCUGUGGAGGUAAACCAAGAGCCAUGCUUGCAAACUGUGAAAAUUUCUGAUCUGACCCCAGAGCCCAAGCACCAUGGUUUCAAAAAUACGCAGUUCAUCCCAGGUGUUCUGCUUCAGGAGAGGAAGUCUCAGGGAUUUAUACCACAAUCCCUAAGGCCACUAAGGCAGGAGCCACCUGCUCUGCCUACAGAAGGACAGGACCUUAGCAGAAUGAAAUCCGCAACACAAACCUCUGAACUGCGGUAUCCAAGUGGGCUGUCUCUGGGUGUAAGCCCAAGACUGUGGCAACAAGAUACUAAGUUUUCUGAUUUGGCUCCAGGGCCAAAACUUGAAGGAGUCAAAUUUGGGAAGCAAAGCACAGGACUGGUGCUUACUGGUGUAACUUCUGAGACUCCACAGUUAGUGACUCAUGUUCCCAAACUAACAAAGAUGACUCCAGGGUUACAAGAUACGAGGCAGGCGAAUUUUAACUCAGGGCCUCUCCUAAAAGAUGUCAAAUUUUUUGAUGCACCAAGAACUCAACUUCAAGGUGUGAAAAUUCCACAGCUAAACUUGGGCCCACAGUUAGAAAGUGUAAAAUUAUCUGAAUGGACCAAACAGACAGAGAGACAAAGGAUGAAGCCAGAGUUGACAGUACAAGAGUCUCUGUUUCGAGGCAUAAAACACGUUACAGGGAAUCAAGUACCUGGCUUUGAAGACAAAAUGCCAUGUAGAGUGGCAUGUGAUCCACAGAUAGCGAAUGCAGGAUCGAUGAGACUGACUUCUGGGAUAAACUUAGCACACGCAGAUCAUUCUGAGUUGAUCAGAAGACCACAGGCCCAAGGUAUAGGAUCUUCUGAAUUGAUCCAAGGACCUGUGGAGGUCUCAAAGCAAGAAAAGCUGACAGCUGUAGAGAUAACAUCAGGGCCAAAUUUGGAAGCUAUGAAAUCUAUGCAGUUAAGGUCAAGUUCAGAGCUGGGACAAGUCAAAUGUAUGCUGUCAGCUGCAGGGAUGCAAGCAGGAGAUAGAAAACAAGAUAGGGAAUCUGUGAUUUUAACCCCAGGACAAUGUCUAGGAAGGAUAAAAUCUACUGUGGUAUCCCCAAGCAGUUCCCAGCCAGUAGAUAUAAAAACUGUGAGUAUUUCAGGUUCAAGGAUUAAAGACUUGAAAAUUGUGGGUUUGUUUGGUGAUAUACAGCCUCAGGAUGCAAAUGCCAUGGGUUUCAAACAUGAACCACAGAAGCUCGGGGAGCAUCCUGUGACCUCUGUAUCAGGAGUGCUGUCUCAAGAGAAUCCUAUGGAGGGCGCUCAAGGGCCGCAACUGCAAGGCAUAAAGCCCAAGGCAGUGACUUCACAACCUCAAAUUACAGAUAGGAAACAUGCGGUUACCUCAUGUUUGGAACAGCAGAGUCUAAAACCUGGGGCUGUGGCCAAAAUACAAGAGAUCCAAGGGAUGGAAUUUGCAGGACUAGCCUCAAAACAACAGCGUCAAGGGAUGGAACCUAUUGAUUUAACUCCUGUACCUGGACAGGAUGGCCAGAUAUUGAUAAACUCACCUGAUUGGAAAUGUGGGACUUUCAACCAACUGAACAAACAGUUUGACUCAGAUCAAGAAUCCAAACCUGCAGAUGUAAAAUCCAGAGAGAUUAACUCUAAGGUGCAAUUCAAAGAUUUGUCAUUUGAAUUGGCGCCUAAACCAGCUGUGCAUAGGGUAGAAGGCAACGAGCAGCAACAUGGCGUACAGGUGCCAAGUGUGAAACCUUGCCAGUUGACUCCAGCACCACAAAUUCAUCAGGCAAAAGUCUCGGAGUUAAGGUCCCAGCAACAGUGGCCAGGGGUGAAAACUGUAUUACUAACUACAGAAUCACAGACCGGAAGCACAAAGUCUACUCAAUGGAUACCAAUAUCUGAAUUUCAAAAUGAGAAACGCAGAGAGUCAAACUUGAAGUCACAGUCUCAAGGUGUCGGGCCUACAGAACCGGAGCCAUCUACACAAUGGAGAGGUGUGAAGUCAUCUGAAUUGACUGACAGGUCAAAAGAUCGAGGAGAAAAAUCUGUGGCAUUUCAUCUUGAGCCACAGUUGCAGCAAGUAAAAACCUCUCUGCUAGCAAUAGGGCUUCAGAAACCAAAAACUUUCAACUUAACUUCAGAGCCACAGCCUCAGGGUCUCGAAACUGCGGAGGUAACCAAGGAGCCACGGGUUGAAAGUAUAAGAUCUAUUCAGUGGAUACCAGGACCUGAGUUCCAUGGUGCAAAGUUCUUAGGACUAAACUGUGGUUUAUCAUCUCAAGGUGUCAAGUCUACAGAACGGAAACAAUCCACACUGUUGGGAGUUGGGAAGCCACCUGAAGUGAUUCUGGAGCCAAAACAUCAAGGGAAAAAAUCUGUGGAUUUUAAACCAGAGUCAGAGCUAAAAAGGGAGGAAAAUCGUGCAUCAACCUCAGAGCCGCAGCCUCAAGGUGUGAAAAAUGUGCCAUUACAGUAUGGGACACAGCUUGAAAAUACAAAACCUGUUCAGUGGAGUCCGCUGUCUGACUUCCAGCUUAAGAAAUCUAUGCUGAAUCUUGGGGUACAAUCUAUAGGCAUCACACACAAAGAAUUAAAACCCUCAGCACAACUAAUAGAUGAGAAGACGUCAGAUCCAUUGACUACAAGGCCCAAGAUACAAGGCAUACAACCUUCCGUGCCAGCCGACGAAUAUUCAUCUCACAAGUUCAAAAGUAUUGAUUUUAAUUUUGAGCUACAAUUUAAAAGGAUAAAACCAUGUGACCCAGCAUUAAGGUCAAAGGUCAGUGAUAUAAAAUCAGCGACAGUCAAACCCAGGUUUCAUUGUGAAGACAGGAACUCUGCUGAAUUGACCCCUGGAAUACAGCCACAGGAAGUAAAACCCCUAGGGUCAUGCCCAGGAACACAGCCUCAAGAUGUGACAUCUUUAGUGUUGAAACCAGAGUCACAGUCAUCGCAAGUGAAACGUGGGGUGUUUAGCCAAAGGCCACAAUCGCAAAACAAUAAAAACACAGAGUUGAAAAGUGCAAAAGUCUCUGAGUUGGCACUGCAGACAAAGCCUCAAGGUAGGAAGCCUGAGCUCCAGUCUGGGUCCCAGUGGCAAAGGGCAAAAUGUCCUGACUUGACACCUGAAACAAAGUCCCAAAAGAUGAAAUGUGUCGAGCUAAGUCACAGCUCACCACUGGAAGGUAAGUCACUUACUGACUUAACCAUGGAGACCAAAAUACAAAAUGAAAUCAAACCUAAUCUAAAGUUAGAAGGUGAGAAACCAGAUUCCACGCCAAAGAAAUUGAUUUUAGGCACAAGGUCUGUAGGGCUUGAUUCGCGCCCCCAUUUGCAAGAAUCAAAAUACCCUGAGCUGGUCAUGGGCACAGAACUUCAAGGUGCAGAUGCUAUGGGACAACACUUUGCAAGUAUAAAAUCUUCUCAAGUGGUAACACCGACAAAAUCCCAAAGUGGAACAUCAGUGAACUUCAAUUUUGGACCACAGACACUAAAUAAAAAUCCAUUUGAAUUGGUUCAGGGAAAAAACAUAGAACCUUCUCAGGUGUGUACAGAGACUAAGCUUCUAGAUGACUCAUCUCUGGAAUUCAAGCAUGAGCCUAGAUUGCAAGGUAGGAAAUCCAAUGACUGGAGUCACUGUAAAAAUGUUAUGUCACCCAACACUGGGAUGGAGGAUGCAGACUCCUCAGAGUUGCAUCCUGGUCCAGACCUUCAAGGUAUAAAGUCUAAGGUGUUCUACCUUGGGCCACAUUUCAAAGAUGUGAAUUCUGCAUGUUUUCCCAAUGCAGAUUCUCAAUAUAUAAAUUCCAGCAGGUGUACACCUGGGUCACAUUGGCAAGCUAGUAAAUCUGCAUGCGUUCCAGAGCCAAAGCCACAGUGUAUAAAUUCGGUGUGCACCCCUGCAUCACAUUUGCAUGGAAUGAACUCUUCCACAUGCCUUUCAGGAUCAAAAUUGCAUUGUAUAGAUUCUACUGGGUGCAACUCUAAGGCACGUUUUCAAGACGUAAAUUCUUCUGCAAGCUCCCUAGGGUCAAGUCCCCAGUGUGCAAAGUCUGCUGAGUGCAAGCCUGAAGCACAUUUGCAAAGUGUGGGUCAUUCGACAUCAGUUCCAUCGGUUCCAAUAGAAUCACGGGAUCAAAUUAUAAAUUAUGUAAGUGUUAGUCCAAAGCCACUAGAUCAAAUGUUAAAAUCUGCAUUGAUUCCCAAACCACUGUUUCUGACGGCAAAAUCUGAUGACUUAGCACCAGGACCAUGUCCUCAGGUUAUCGAACCAAUAGGAGUCACCACAAGUUCAAGCAUUAAAGUAAAGGAGUGUUUGGAUUUACUCCCGAGACCACAUCUUCAAGAGCAGGAAACACCUAUGGAGUUAACGCCAAGGGCAACUGUUGAAAUGAAUUCUGCAGAGUUCAUCUUACAGCAGACAUCUCCACUUGAGGAACCGACAGUGUUAACACGUGAGCAAAGGCUUCAUGCUGAAAGAUCUCUAGGGCUCAAAACAGAAUCACCUAAGGCAAUGGAAAUUGAGGAUUUGAAUGAAGAACUGGUGUGUCCAAAUAGCAACAAAGAAAUGAUGACAUCAGAAAAACUACAAGCAGAGAAUUACUUCUCUAGAGUCAUACACAGCCCUUCAAACCCAUUUAUUACAGGCUCUGUCAAAUCGACAGAAUUUGGGCACCUUCAGGGAUCUUGGAUGCCAAAAGGAUCAAGAACUUUGUCUAUGAAGAACCUUGGGGUUGGUAUUUUACAGCCUGCAGAGCCCUAUACAGACUCUAUUAUUUUUAAAUUAUCAGCUCUUCUCUUGGCUCUCCAUAAUCAACCCCGUGAUAAAGCAGAGAACACCGUGGGACCCCCAUAUCCUGAGAUCUGGGAGAGGGACCUCAUAUCUAAGAAAGGAGCUAAAAAGAAGCACAUGGAGGAAUUUGGGGAUUCACUCCAUAGUGCUUCUCCGUAUCCACUGAGAUUCCUACCAGAGGAGUUUCAGACAGGAAUAGGGACUCGAAGAAGCCCUUUGCGUUCUUUCCUGGGCAGACGACAGAAUGUCUGGGAAAGCCAUGUCUGCAGGCAGCGACUACCUAGGAAAUAUCUCUCCAGUAUGCUGAUGCUGGGGAGUGUUCUGGGAAGCACGAUGGAAAAGAAGCUUUGCUCUCAGCCAUUUUUAACAGAAGGAUCCACUAUGGAGAUCUGUCGAUCUAUCCAGAAUUUAUUUGGGGUUCCAGAUGAACUGAUGGAAUUUUCCCAGAGCCUGCUAGAGAGGGGUCCAAGAACUGUUUCACAGAAUUCAGUUAAAAACUAUAUUCAGAGACAUAUUUGUUGUCACAAGAAGAGAACACCUUUGAAAACGUGGACACGCAGCUCCACCUCUUCCAUAAUACGGCAAUACUCUGGCACUAGACUGGGAAUAAAGAAGACAGACUCAAAGCUCAGUCAAACAUUCCAGGAAGUCCCUCAGCAAGAGCCUGCCUCGUGUUCAGGGCCCCAGUCUCCUGCAUUAGUGAGACCAGAGUCUACUCUUGGGAUACUUUACAAUAUGGAUGAUCAUCCUCUUUCCAGGAAGGAGAGUAAAACCUCACAGAAUGAUUCACAGGCAAGGACUUGUGAGUCCCUCACAGCAAACUCUCUCCCCCUGGCCAACACUGAUAUCUCAGAACAACUCAAUAUGCUAAAAGAACUGAAGCUAAAAGUAGCAGCAAAACUCCUAAGGAGUCAAAUACCCAACAACGUCCCUCCGCCUCCAUCGUCAGGUCUUGUCCUAAAAUAUCCUACUUGCCUAAAGUGUGGCCGAUGGUCAGGGAUUAACUGCUGUCAUAAGUUCCAGUCUGCUUUUGGGCCCUCUCUUCUUAUCUAUCCGAAGCUCCACCUUUUAAGGACCCCUGAAGGCCAUGGUGAGGUUCAGUGUCAUCUUGCUUUUAAAGUGGAAUCUGGGAAAAGACCUCAAGUCUCAAAGUACCGAAGAAGAAACCGAGCAGGUCCACGGAAAGGCACUACAUUACCACCACGACAGAAACCUAAAACCUCUAAUGUGGCUUCUAGAAGUCCUGCUCUUAAAAGAGAUUUCCAGUCCAGUUCAUCCCCAUCUGCUGCUUCUGUCCAAGGCCACAUUAGACAAACGCAAUGGGGCAGCAGAGGUGUGGGAGCGAAGACAGAGGCCAAAGACAAUAAAAUUUGUCAGGAUGGAACACGGGACAAAUCAAGGCUCAGAAAGAGCUCUCCCUUAAAAUAUCCAAAGAAGACAACCACUAAGGGGCCUAAAACAGAAAACACAAACCUCUACAAAAAAAGUGGCAUGACCAAAGAGAAUCCUUCCAGAACACGGACAGAUCUGUCUAAAAACAAGAGUAUUACAUCCUGUCAAGAAAGCACCAGUUCUUCAAAGAAACAGCCUGAGAAAUCCUCCAAGCCCAAGUUCAUCCAACUGCCUUUUCAGGGCCUAAGGUCUAAGAUACUCCAAAAAUCACUUAGAAUUUUACAUAGUUUUAGACAGAAGUUUGAGGACAGGACAAAGCCAGACAAUUGGUGCUCAAGCAAAAAUAUGCACACCAAACAAACUGCCAAGGACUCUUGCCCAACACGGGCCAGCACGCCAGUUGCCAAGCACAGGGCAACAGGUUCGAUCCCUAAGCAAGAGGACAAAUUGCAGGAGACAAGUGACCAACGCACACAAGCUCAACAGUCGAAACAAGUGAACGCUCUCCAACCCAGACCUCUGCAGUUACAGAAGACCAUGAUCUCUAAAAGAGAUGUCUCUAUCCAGGAUAAAGACAGUAGUCGAGCAAAGAAAAACUACAGUGAUGACAUCCCCAUCUCAGAGCUUAAGUCCAAUGUAGGAGCCGAAUUUCAGGCCCAAGAGAAAAUAGUGGCUGACUCCCCCUUGAAUAAAACCCUGCAGAGUCAUUUUAAAGAGAAGCGCACACAGGAGGAGGAACAUCACGGCUUCUUCGGGGAGAGAGCCCUAUGUUAUAAGUCUGAAAGAGCCCAUCGCAGCCUCUCUGAGAGAACUCCUCGAAAUGUCUCUGAGAAGAGACAUUACAGUCCUUCUCAGAGAAAGCACAGCAGUCCCUCUGAGAGAACCCUCAGAAGUCUCCCUGACAGGCGUCAUCACAGUCCCGCACAUCAAAGUCUCUUCAAGGAAAGAGGUCACAGUCAAUCAGAAAGGAGACAAUCUAGUCCUUCUCAGCAAAGCCCUUGGAGUCCCUCAAGGAGAAGCCAUCAGAGUCCCUCAGGGAGAAACCUUUGUGGUCCUCCAGAGAGAAGAGGACACAGUCCCUCUGCAAAGAGUCCACACAGUCUUUCUGGGAGGAGCCAACAGAGUUCCUCUCCUCAGAGGUGUCCCAGUCCCUCAAAAAGCUUCUACGUUAAUCUCACCCAGAGGACAGGAGGCAGUUCUUUGGAAAGGACCCAUGGUCAUCUCUCUGAAAAAACCUCUUCCAGCCCCUCUGGCAGGAAAAGUCAUACCUCUUCUGAAAGAACGCCCUACUUAAUAUGCAAUGACACGGUACACAGGCCUUCUUCCAAACUCAUCCGCCGUCCUGAGCAGACUCACUCCAGUCCUUCUGAGCCCUUCAGCAGUCACUCUGAGAGGAGCCAGAGCAGUCCCACUGAUAUAGAUACACAGUUGCUUUGGAGCAGGUUGUAUGCACAAGCUGGCCAUGAAUCAGGGAGUGGCAGUAGCUGGUGCCAUCUGGCCACCUGA
Messenger RNA from Acomys russatus (golden spiny mouse), 10431 nucleotides. RefSeq names its product chromosome 19 C2orf16 homolog (gene Spata31h1). The record is from RefSeq and is a predicted model, not a curated record. The coding region runs from base 1 to 10431 and encodes 3476 amino acids. The transcript has 7 exons. NCBI's taxonomy places the organism in Eukaryota, Metazoa, Chordata, Mammalia, Rodentia, Muridae.